Drosophila willistoni is the source of this 977-nucleotide messenger RNA. RefSeq lists its product as uncharacterized. Lineage: Eukaryota; Metazoa; Arthropoda; Insecta; Diptera; Drosophilidae. The record is from RefSeq and is a predicted model, not a curated record. Bases 66 to 872 code for a protein of 268 amino acids. The transcript has a single exon.
GACAACGAGCAAAGUGCGAACAUCAAGAGUGAAAAGAUUCGGUGAUUUUUUGAACCCAAAAAGAAAUGGCCACUACGAUUUCUACAAACUGCACUCAAUUGUUGAGUUUGAACCAGAAAUCAGCAUCGAUGACUACCUUUACAUUAGAUGCCUCCCGUUUUGCUCAAAAGGAUUUGGGUCUAUUCAUGGAGAGUCUGGAGACGAUUUCCCGCCUUGAAAGGGAACGCCAUGAGCGUCGCCAACGACGCCGAGAGCAAAAGAUCCAACAGGCUCGCAUUGCCGAACUGGAAAGCGAACGAUGUGUCAGUCCAACGCCCAGUGCUGAGGAGGCAGUCGAUGAACCUGUCAUGUAUUUGGAAGCCAAAUGCAUACCCUAUGCCAUAUCCGAGGAAUUGCCCAUGCAGAAGAAUUUCAAUUCGAAUUCCAGUUCAAAGCGUAUAUCCGAUUACUAUUCCUGCGAUGAUGAGGCCUACGGCAGUGUCAAUCAAUCGCCACGUAGCAGUGUAACCUACUGCAGUUGUGGUGGUAUCUCUAGCAAUCAGGAUUCCGAUUCGGCUGAGUCCGGCAUCUAUGGACAAACGAGCUCAUCAGCAUCACCACCACCAUUACGUCCACGUUCUCAGGUUAUCAGUCAGCCCAAGGCACGUUCGACACGUUCUCGCAUUAUUAGUUUGGUAUUGAAACGUGAAUAUGCCAAAGCUCCCUCUGCUGAGCAAUUGGAUCAGCCCGAACGCUGUGAUCGAAUGGUCAAUGAGACCAUCAAACAUAAAUUUGAUCAACUUUCGAGCAAAUCACGACGUGGCAUUGCUUUUGGUCAGGGAUCGGCGGAAGAGCGUUUCCUCGACAAGGCAUUGCGCUAUUUGACUUUGUAAUAACCAAAAUCAUAUGAUUAAUAAUCAGCUUUAAAUUAGAAUAGUUUUAGAAUUUCCCUAUAGAACAUGUACGAAAUAUUCAUUAAUUUGUUUGUAAAACAUAUU